This is a messenger RNA of Astyanax mexicanus (Mexican tetra), 3650 nucleotides long. Its product is annotated as skin secretory protein xP2. The transcript is spliced from 4 exons. NCBI's taxonomy places the organism in Eukaryota, Metazoa, Chordata, Actinopteri, Characiformes, Acestrorhamphidae. The coding region runs from base 262 to 1353 and encodes 363 amino acids. The record is from RefSeq and is a predicted model, not a curated record.
CACGUUUCUUCACCUCCCAUUCCAACUAAACCCCCUGAGAGAGAGAUCAGCCGCUCUGCUGUUCACUGUGAGCUGAACCCCAGACCCUGCUGACCCAGAGUAAGAGAAAGAGAGGAGGGCUGGUCAUGACCAGGCAGACUGGAGAGGGAAGAUAAUGAGUCUCUGCUAAACACCAGAAAAAAACAAUAAGUUUCCAAACUCUAAACAAGUUGUAAACCCAGAGUUCUGAGCUGUGAGAGUAGAUCUGACUUCAGGGAUAAGAUGGGCUGUUCAUCCUCCAGCUCUCAGACUGUGGAUCAGGAAAACAGACCAGGCUCUAAACCUGAGGAGGCUGGUGAAGACACGGACUUUGUCUCCAGUAAUGGAAUACUAGCAGAUGAUGCAGAAACUAUAGCAGACCAGAUGCAGCUGCCAGUGCAGAGUGCCCUGUCGGAAGAACUAGGCCCUGCAGCAGAAGACAGCGAGUUUUCUGCUGCCAUUGAGGCUCUGGAGACAGUGGAAGUGGUGGCAGAGCAGGCUGAUCUGAUUGAGAGUCUAGAGACUACAGCACCUGAACAGCCAGCAGCUUCCACUGAAACGCCACAGGAAGAUACUGUGGUCAUUGCUGCUUUGGAGGAGCUGAGUCUUGCAGAACCAGCUGAAGCUCCUGCACCUGUUGAGGGUGUUGAAGCAGAAUCUGUACAGCCAGUUGAGGCCACGCCUGCUGAGGAACCAGUGGAAGUGGCUGCUUUAGUAGAAGCAGUUCCGGCACAAGAGCCUGAAGUUAUACCAGCUGCAGAAGAAACCACUGUAGAAUUAGCUACUGUUGCUCCAGAACCUGCACCUGCACCAGAGCCCACUAUUGAUGUAGAACCUGUUUUAGCUGCUGAACCUGUGCCAGUUCCAGAGGUCAGCCCAGUGGCAGAACCAACAGCAGCUGCAGAACUUGCCCCAGCUGCAGAACCUGCCCCAGUUGAAGAACCUGUCCCGGCUCCAGAUCCCAUUGUGGCUGUAGAAUCCACACCAGCCCCUGAAGAAACCUGUGUAGCACCAGUAGCAGAUUCCAGUGCAGUGACAGAGCCUGCAGCAGCACCAGCACCAGCACCAGCGGAACCACCACAACCAGAACCUAUUGCCCCAGCUGCUUCUGAUCCAGAGCCAGUUCAUGUGGAGGUAGCAGUGGCUGCAGUAGCAGCAGAAGUAGUUCUACAGGCUGCACAAGAAUGUGCAGUCCUCACACCAACAAGUGCAGAUACAAAUACCCCUCAGCAACCUGCUGCGGAGGCCCCAGCGGCCCCUCAAGGAGGUGUGGGGGAGGGUCCAGCCUCUCAGGCUGAGGCUGAAGCAGACAUUGCUGUUGCUGCUGAAGAAUGAUGGAGCACUUCAGACACUGCUGAGAGACCAGCAAAAUGGGGGAUAAAACGAGGAUGAGAACAGAGGUCAACAUGUGUCCCUCUUUCAUACACAGACAGUAGUGGGAAAUGGUUAGCCCUGAUACAAUGGUGCCUUUAUUCCUGUGAGUCUGUGACUGUUUCUACUGAGCAUAGUGUGAGCAAGUGUGGCGCAAAGAAAUAAAACUCUUCAUAACUCGCUUUCUCUGAGGAAAAACAUACCAAAAAAUGAAUAACUGUGAACUGUGUGUGCUGUAACAGACAAAAAAAUCUUUGUAUGGGAUAGUAUGGUGUAAAUGUGAUUACUGAGCUGUUAGUUCUCACCUGUCUGGUUUUUCCUCUACUCUUGUGUCUGCAUUGUCUGUGAGGCUGAACAAACAGGUUUCUUCUUCGUUCUCUAAGGGCAUCAGUGCAUUGGUAUAAAUAGAAGACCAAAAAUACAUAUCAGGAUAUUAUGUGUACCUUAUUGUUUCUACUCUCAUAUCCAUUAAUUCAGCUCCACUGGUCGUAUACAGUACACAGGUGCACGUUGUAAUAUAAUUACAGGCAAUAGUCCUUUAGUUUCUCUGCAUACUUUAUUAUCAUCAUUUCACCCUAUUCUUCAGUCAUCAAGACCCCACAGGACCUCCACAGGACAUUAUAGUGUGUGUUAUAGUAUGUAGUGGAUCAGAUAGAGCAGGGCUUCUGGAGUUUUUAAACAUCUCAGUGGCUACGUUCACAUUACCAGGCUGAAGUAACUCAAAUCUGAUUUUUUUUUACUCAAUGUGGCUCAGAUCUGAUUUUUUCAUGGCUGAGUCACCUUCAUAUGUGAUCCUAAUCGGAUACGUAUCCGAUCCGUGGACAUGCGGCAUUAAUGUGAACUGUCAAAUCGGAAUUGAUGCGUCUUUUUGCGUUUUAGGCAUGCGCUACGUGCUUCUCUCUUGUACCCACACAUCUCUUGGUGCAGCUGCAAAACAGCAAAAGCAAACCGCCUGCCCUUUUUUCUCCUCCUCGAUCUGAGCAUGUACUUCAGACCAGCUGUUUACUCUCCACUCCAGAAAAAGAUGCUCCACAUAUGAGCUGCUAACGCAUCCAUUUCCCCUUUAUAAAGCUAAAGUCGUCUCUGAAAUAUGAUUUUUUUUUGUUGUUGUUGGUAAAGUAGGUGACGUUUAUACAGAUAUUAAUGUGCACAUGUGAGAGGUUUCAGGGACAGAUUCGUUCACUUUACGCACAGAUACAGCUCACUUACAUUUGUGAAUGUGAACCGUCAAGAUCUGAGCAAAAAAACGAAUUUGAGCAACGUAACCAGUGUCACUGCUGAACUGAGAAUAGAUCCCCAACCAUACAUAUCCAGCCAGCAUUGCCUGUGGAGCGUCUUGUGAGCAGCCUCCUGUGGGUAAUAUCCUGUGACCACUGAUAAAGAACUAGAGGUGGACCAACACAAACUGCAACAACAGAUGAGCUUCUGUCUCUGACUUUACACCUACAAAGUAGACACUAUGUAGGAAUCUCUAAUAUAGUGGAGGACAGUGGGUGGACACAGUGUUUAAAAACUCAGCAGCACUGCUGUCUCUGAUCCACACACCAACCACCACGUCAGUGUCAAUGCAGGAUGGAUAAUUAUCCACUUCCCAAAUAAUACCUUAUCUGUGGUGGUCUUUUAGGGUUCUGUAGAUUGGGUUGUAAUUCUAGAAAUACAAAGUGCUCCUAUAUGAUCAGUGCAGCUGAAAAAAAUGACAGAGUGGAAAAAACAAGGAUGUAGCCAUAAAACUAUGAUUAUAAUGUAUAAUAUGUACAUAUAAACAUUUUAAAAUAGAUUGAGCUGUUUGAAACUGUUGUAUUGAAUCUAACAGUCAUUAUAGCUGAAUUUUUAAAGGCAAAUGCAUAGAACAAGGAGUAGUGAAUGAAUUAAACAGACGGACAUAUGUAAUAUUUUUAUUGGUAGGGUAUAGUGUGUGCUACCCUUAUUUGUGUGUUCACUAGCUUACUGAAGCUAGUACUGAAAAACUGCAUCCUAUAACUCACACCAGUCAAACCUCUCCUGUAAAAAUGUGAAUUGUGUUACUGGUCCUUUCCUUCCCUCUGUGCUCAGAGUUCACUAUUAUUGGGUUUUUCCUGGAUUCUUAACCGUUUACUCUGUGAGAAUUACAUUAACGGUUUUAUUGGGAAAAUGUAUCUAAUGAAUUCAUAAUCUGUAGCAGGACCCAUGUUGCAAACUUGUAUUGUAGUUGCAUGGGAUUCUUCUUUUUUCACAUUUUUUAGUGUACAGAACCAAUAAAGUUACUUUUACUAAUGAAGAAA